GGCGGCCGCCAUCUCCCCGUGGCGGCGGUAGGCGCUGCGAGCCGGGAGGUGGUGUCUACGUGGCCCCUGCAAGCCCGCGGCGAGGCACCGCGCCCACCGGAGUGUGUUCCGGGCGUCUCCUAACGGCCGGCCCAGCCGUGGUCAGAGGUGGGGACCCGGGGUUGGCGCGCCUCUGCCCGGCCAGGCGCUGCGACCAGCUGCUCCAGCCUCCGGCCUUGUCCCCCAGCUGUAAAGUUAAGAUUGUACCUAUCGCUGUCGAAAAAGUGGAAAAGAAAAGCACAAGGAAGGAAGCACCUGAGCCGAAUCCGUGCACGGGUGCAGCCCAGAGACCACCUGGACCGUGAUCCUGUGUGCCAGGAUGACCUCUGCAUCCUUCCCUGGAGUCUGGCCCGGGCUUGACCUUCAGUUUGUUGAGUGACAGGACUGUGAUUUACUUAAUGGAUUCCCUCCCUGAUGGUGAACAUACAGCCCUCCGUAUAGCCUGGAAAAAAUGACAGAUCUUGUCGCUGUUUGGGAUGUUGCUCUAAGUGAUGGAGUCCAUAAGAUUGAAUUUGAACAUGGGACUACAUCUGGCAAACGAGUGGUAUAUGUAGAUGGGAAGGAGGAGAUAAGAAAAGAAUGGAUGUUCAAAUUAGUGGGCAAAGAAACCUUCUAUGUUGGAGCUGCAAAGACAAAAGCAACCAUAAAUAUAGAUGCUGUCAGUGGUUUUGCUUAUGAAUAUACUCUGGAAAUUAAUGGGAAAAGUCUCAAGAAGUAUAUGGAGAACAGAUCAAAAACCACCAAUACUUGGGUAUUACAUUUGGAUGGUGAGGACUUUAGAGUUGUGUUGGAAAAAGAUACUAUGGAUGUCUGGUGCAAUGGUCAAAAAAUGGAGACAGCAGGUGAGUUUGUAGAUGAUGGGACGGAAACUCACUUCAGUAUUGGGAACCAUGACUGUUACAUAAAGGCUGUCAGCAGUGGGAAGCGGAAAGAAGGAAUUAUUCACACUCUCAUUGUGGAUAAUAGAGAAAUCCCAGAGAUUUCUUGAAUGACUUCAUGUUAAUGAGAAUCUUAAGAAGCAACAAGCAGGACUUUUAAAUACUGUGGUAAAUAAAUAUGUUCAAUAUGUACUUCUCCAUACAUUUAGUCUGCAGUGUUUUUGUUUUUUGUUUUUAGUUACUUGAAACUGUAAUGUUCCAAGGGUCAGAGGAAAAAAUUAUGUACAAUUAAAAAACCUGCAAUUUACUUUGUAAAUAAUGUAAAAAUGUUCCAAUGCCAAAUGAAAAAUAAGAUAUG
Molecule: messenger RNA, 1275 nt
Organism: Pteronotus mesoamericanus
Lineage: Eukaryota; Metazoa; Chordata; Mammalia; Chiroptera; Mormoopidae
Gene: FAIM
Product: Fas apoptotic inhibitory molecule
Exons: 6
Coding region: 491-1027 (178 amino acids)
Biological process (GO): positive regulation of neurogenesis; canonical NF-kappaB signal transduction; negative regulation of extrinsic apoptotic signaling pathway via death domain receptors
Source: RefSeq, a predicted model, not a curated record